Adineta steineri is the source of this 5829-nucleotide messenger RNA. The record is from the annotation of a GenBank genome assembly. Lineage: Eukaryota; Metazoa; Rotifera; Eurotatoria; Adinetida; Adinetidae.
AUGCAACGAAUCACUGAUAUGAACGACAAUAGUGGACAACUUUUUACAUUGAUUGAAAGCACUUAUGAAACACAGGAACAACUCAAUGACAUCAUACAUGAAGAGAAAUACAAUCUUCAACUUUUUGAUCUUGCUCAAGGUCUUGUCUUUCGAUGUCAUCUUGUUUACUAUAAACAAAUCUCUCCAAAUCAUCUUCUUUCUGACCAAGACAUAAUUAUUUUCAACUUUCAUCAUGCUUUGUUUGACAAUCCAUCAAUGCAACUGUUUCUUCAUGAUCUUAAUCAAGCAUAUACAACAGAUCAAUUAUUAUAUGAUGACAAUACUAAUCUGCGUUAUAUUGAUUAUGCUCUUAUUGAACAACAAAUGUCAAUGACCGGUGCAAGUAUGUUUUGGCUUGAUGCUCUUCAUGAUUGUAAACUUAAUCAGUCCUUAUCAUUACCAUUUGAUCGAUAUCGUCUCUCAAAUGAGCAUCGAAGUGGUCGUGGAACAUCUGUUUCAUUUGAUUUUGGUCAAGAUCUCUCACAUGACUUUCUCACUUAUGUAUUAGCAAAUAACAUAUCACUUGAACAACUUGCACUUGCUACUUAUUAUGUGUUUUUAUUCAAAUUAACGAAUGGAGAAAAAGAUUUAUGUAUUGCAAUGAAUAUCGACAACCGUUAUAAAGGUGAACUGAAAUCAAUCAUUGGGCUGUUUGAAAAUGUUAUUCCAUUACGAUGUCAAUUGGAUCCUUAUGCAUCUUUGCAUUAUCUACUUGAUUAUGUUGGAGAGAUAACAGCAAACAGUAUGAAAUAUUCAUAUUUUCCUCUUCAACGUAUUCUUAAACAACAUCCAAAUGUUUCAAAACCUGCAUUUCUUGAUAUAUCAUUUCAGUUUCUAUCAUCUAUGACAAGAAGUGACAAUAAACUAAUAAUGAUUGGUGAUAGUCAACUUUCUUUCAUAUCUUCUACAAUAAAAAUUAACGAUGAUGAGAUUACAAAUGUAUAUGAUUUCUCACUUCUAAUUGAACAUGAUCUCGAUGUCAAUCAACUCUCAUGCACAAUCAAUGCAUCACUUGAUUUGCUCAAUGUAGAAACAAUUGAUAAGAUAUCUCAACGAUUUCAUUCAAUCUUGAAGCAAUUCUUUAUAUCUGUUGAUGAUCAAAUGAAUAAGUCAAUCUAUGAAAUAUCAUUAACAUUACCAAAUGAGAAAUUACUCAUGCAAUCAAUGAACAAUACGGAAGUAUCGUUUUCAUCAUCUGUCACUUGUAUUCAUCAUGAAUUUGUAUGUCAAGUAAUGAAACAUCCACAAAAGCUAGCUGUUGAAUUAGAUGAACAAUCUUUGACAUACGCUGAACUUUUACAUUAUGUCCAAGUCUUAUCUUUAAUUCUUCUUACUGAUUAUCUAAUCACUCCAGGUGAAGUGGUAUGUCAGUGUGUUGAGCGAAGUCUUUCAAUGGUGAUUGGUAUUAUGGGAAUUGCAAUGGUUGGUGGUGUUUAUUGUCCAUUAUCGUCUCGAGAUCCACAACAUCGCUUGUAUACACUCAUAGAACAAACAAGAAGUCGACUUGUUCUUGUUCAUCGUUUUACAAUAAAUAAGGUUGAUGAUAAUAUCGUUCCAGUAAAUACUGAUUUAGUAUUGACUAACAACAAUAUGAAAAGUAAUACUGAUAUUGAUCAAUUAUCAAGUAUAAACGUUACAUCUGACAACAUAGCUUACAUCAUCUUCACAAGUGGUUCAACUGGCGUUCCGAAAGCGACUCAAACGAGACAUAAAAAUCUUCUAAGUUUCAUGUAUUCCCUUCAGUACAUUGACUUUAUCAACGAAAGUGAUACUGUGAUGCAAGUUUCUGCUUCUACAUUCGAUGCACAUGUUCUAGAAAUCGUUGGUGCCUUACUUUCAAGCGCGACCGUUGUCAUGUUACAUUCUUACGGGAAUAUGGAUUUUUUAUAUUUUGCAAAUACACUGGAAAACAAGCAAAUUACGUAUAUGGGAGCUGUCCCUAGUUUCUUGUAUAGUUUCUGUGAUUUUAUUGCAAAAAAUUAUAAUAGUAAUCCUUUAGUUACAAUGCGAUCACUUUCAAUUGGCGGUGAAAUUGUCUCUCAAAAGUUGGUAUAUCAUCUCAAGCAUUACGUGGAGAAGACAUGCUACAUGUGGGAUGUAUACGGACCGGCUGAAACAACAAUGCUAUCGACAACUUAUCUUAUUGAAUCCAUCGCUGAUCAUUUGGAUGUUCCUAUAGGCAAUCUUCUUGCUAAUUACCAAUGCAAGGUGUUUGAUGUAUACUUACAACCUGUUUCUAUUGGCGAAGAAGGAGAGCUAUGUAUAGGAGGAGCCGGUGUCUUUGUUGGUUAUCUUGGACGUGACGAUUUAACAGCAAAAAUAUUCAUCGAUAUCCAUAAUAAAAUAUAUUAUCGAACAGGAGAUCUUGUUAGAAUGGAUAGCAAUGGUCUCCUCCACUAUCAAGGAAGAAAAGAUCAUCAAAUCAAAUUACGUGGACAACGAAUUGAACUUGGUGAAAUCGAACGAUGUUUAUUUAACAUUACAUCUAUAUCUACUUGUGUUGUCAUGAAAUGGAAUGAUGAUUAUUUAGUUGCAUAUGUUCAGAGUUCUGACAUCAAUGAACAGGAAUUGCGUGAACAUUGUCAAUCUCAUCUUCCACCACAUAUGAUACCAUCAAUAUUUAUUAUACUUGAGAAAUUACCAUUGAAUCCAAAUGGAAAAGUAGAUCGAAAGCGUCUACCGUCACCUGAUUUUUCAUCGUCAAGUGGUAAUCAUGAUGAUAAUAUACCGCGCAACACCUUAGAACAACAGUUACAAAAUAUAUUUAGUCAAGCUUUUCAUAUUGAAUCGCCUCAUGUUGAUGUUUCUUUCGGCCAACUUGGUGGAACAUCCUUGGGCGCUAUUCUUGCAUUGACAUUGAUUCGUCAGCAGAUUUGUAAUAAAGUUGACAUUGGUCUUUUAUUUGCUAAUCCAUCUAUUCGACAAUUGGCUACAGCAAUAGAACCUUUGUUGAUUUCCGAUCAAUCACAAGAGACAGUAUUCACAGCCAAUCAAUCUCAUGAAACACAUGCUCGUUUUUUACCUUCGUUUGUUAUAGAAUCUGUUGGUAUUGUAUUUCUUGUUUGUCAAUGGUUAUGGCCAAUUAUAAUAAUUCAUCGAUGGUGUCCAUUCCUUUUUCCUGUCUUACCAGCUUUUCAUCUUUUAUUCUAUGUCAUCUGCUUACGUUUAUUCUCACCAUGCCACAUCAAAACUGAUCGUAUCUUCUCUUGGAGUUAUUAUCGAUGGUGGUUUUUAGAUCGACUUUGGAAUAAUAAUACAUUUUGGUUGCAGCAUACACUUGGCACACCACUCUACAAUUAUUAUCUUCGUCUUUGUGGUGCGCGAAUAAGUCUCAACACACAUAUUUAUACCACAGCUAUUGAUGCUCCAUGGUUGUUAGAAAUUGAUGAUGAAUGUUGGAUUGCUAGUAAGACGUAUUUAAAUUGUUUAUAUUUUAAUGACGACGACACUUUCAAACUGAGUCCAAUUAGAAUUAGAUCUAAUUGUUCAAUCGGUGCACGAUCAAUUCUAUUUGAUGAAGUUGAUAUGCAGAAUAAUAUUAUUGUCCAACCAAUGUCAUCGGUCACUGGCUUCGUCGCAUCUGAAAUGAUUAUUGAUGGUGAAGAACACAAAUCUCUUCCGUCAGAUAUCUCCACUAUGCAGAGUAACAGAUCAUUCUCUAUAUGGCAUAAGAUCUACCAAAUUAUUGUAAUCAUCUCGAUAAUCUGUAUUCAUUAUAUACUUUUGAUCAUAGUAUAUAAAGUUUAUUCAAUGAGACAAAUACCACUACUCAUCAGUAUUGCUUUUUGUUGGACUUUAUGGUCAAUUAUUGGUUGUUUUAUUUCGCUUGUCCUCUUAAAAUUCAUAGUAGGACCCUGCACUGCUAAUGAAAUAUACCCGAUAGCAUCUAAGUUAUAUUUACAAAAGAUAUGGCUUCGCCAAUUAAUUGUAUCUAGUUUUCAUCAUGCUUGGCUAUUAUCAAGUGGCUACGAUUAUCUUUAUCCUUAUAUUCUUCGUUGGUUAGGUGCUCAUAUUGAAGAGAAUGUCAAAAUCGCUGACAUAGAACCUUUUCUAUCCUGUCCAACAAAUCUAUUAAAACUCGAAACAGGUGUUACUACUUUUGGUGGAGUCUUAAUAGUUCCUACUGAGUUGACACUCUCAGGUAAUCAUUGUGUAGAUCAAAUAGUGCUUGGAUCUUAUACAAACCUUGGGAAUGGAUGUUCAAUCUUGCCUGGUAGCUGUCUUGCAUCUGAGACAAUGAUUGGCAAUUUAACACGCAUCUCACGAGAAACAAAAAGCAAAUACGGAGAAGUUUUCAUGGGUGUUCCGGCUCGUACAAUGCCAUUUCAAAUGCCUGUAACGCCAAAAAACCAAGAUCAGAUCGAAAUCAUACCAUUUUGGCAUACGUGCUUGUCUCAUUAUGUCAGUAAAUGUCUUUUACUAAGCAUUUAUUCGUUUGGUGGUCUUGUUAGUGGAUCAAUCAUUCAUACAAUACUUGUCUGUGGCCUCUAUCGAUGUCGUUCAAAUAAGCGUCAUGAAAUUGUACAACAAAUAAUAGCAAGAGUGAUUCCAGAUCAUGAACAAUUUAUUUGUCCAUUUCUUGGUAAUACGCAAUGGCUCAUUCGACUAUUUCGAGCGUACGGCGCUCAUAUUGGUGAAAAUACCAUAAUGCCUACUAUAUUCAGUAUUACCGAUUAUCAUUUGAUGACUAUUGGAGAUGAUGUUCGACUUAAUGCCCUUACACAGAUACAGGGUCACAGUUUCGAACAACGUAUUUUAAAGGUAGCUCCUGUAUCAAUCGGUAAUUCAUGUAUACUGAUGAGUGGCUCAAAUGUAAUGGCAGGCUGCAAACUAAUGGGUAACAAUCGUCUUUAUCCUGGGACACUGAUAAUGAAAAAUGAUCAGUUAUCACCGAAUACUCAUUGGAAAGGGAUUCCUGCACAAUCUUGCACAAUAAAAGCAAGAUUAUCUCGAUCAACAAUAGCUCAUAAUGAUCCAGUAAAAUAUCAGCAGGGAUACGAGACCAUUAACAAAUUGUUUCUCUGGUACGAACGAAUUGCAAGCAUCUAUACGAGUAUAAACGAAUUACAAUUUAUGAAUUAUGGCUAUGCAGAUAUGGAUGAAUAUAGCGAUGAUCAUACUGGCUAUUAUUCAAGAAAGCUUUAUGAACAGGUUCUUGCAAAUGUGACAUUAACAGAUAAGAAUGUGCUUGAAAUUAAUUGUGGUAGAGGUGCUGGUGCUGCAUGGUGUGUUCAUACUCAUGCAUCUCACUCUUACAUUGGAAUAGAUCCUUCUCAAGAUGCCAUUAACUUAUGUCAACGACUUUAUUCGACAACUCCACGACUUUCUUUCGUAGUAGCGGAUGCAACAAAACAUUUACCAUUCGAAAAUGAGUCAAUCAAUAUUGUUCUUUGUAUUGAAGCAACACAUGCUUUUGACGAACCACUAUCAAUCACACAAUUUGCCAAUGAAGUCGCUCGUGUACUUCGCCCAAAUGGAUAUCUUCUAUGGUGUGAUUUUUGUUACAUGAAUGGAUCAAGUACAUCAGUUUAUGAUCUGAUAGAAAAUGAUAAAUUAAUUAUUGAAGAAAAGAUUGAUAUUACAAAGAAUGUUCUUCAUGCACUUGACAUUCAAAAUAAAUCUCGUACUGAUUUCAUUCAGGGUUAUAUUCAACCCGAAGAACAAGAAUAUUUUCGUCGGUUUGCUGGAUUACCUGGUACUGAAAUUUAUGAAGACAUGAGUCAGGGACGUUUAGAAUAUUGGCGAGUUGUAUUUCGAAAGAAGACAACAACAGAUAUGCCUAUCAUCUGA